GGCUGCUUCUACCUACUCUUCACCAUGUCUGAGCAAUUUGAGCUUGUAAACCUAGAACUGAAGCGUGGAGAGUCUUUGAAGAUUAAGGGAGCCCUCUCAGGCAAUGCUAAGAACUUCUCCUUCAACUUAGGCAAGAGCGCAACAGAUAUUGGGUUACAUUUCAACCCUCGUCUACAUGAGAAUACAAUUGUGUGCAACUCCAAACGCAGCAACAACUGGGAGUCAGAACAGAGGUCAGGGCACAUGUGCUUUACACCUGGAGCAGAGGCCAAGAUAUCCAUCAAGUUCAAUGGAGAUAAUUUUGAAGUGAAGCUCCCAGAUGGACAUGAAAUCACUUUCCCAAACCGCCACGGCUAUGACAAAAUGACUUAUCUCUCUGUGAAAGGCGACUUCAAAGUCAAAUCAUUUAAAUAUGAGUAAAAGGUCCCAAACCUCCAAUAAUAAAAUAAUAUUAUCAACACCA
Molecule: messenger RNA, 463 nt
Organism: Xenopus tropicalis (tropical clawed frog)
Lineage: Eukaryota; Metazoa; Chordata; Amphibia; Anura; Pipidae
Gene: lgals2
Product: lectin, galactoside binding soluble 2
Exons: 4
Coding region: 25-420 (131 amino acids)
Molecular function (GO): carbohydrate binding
Source: RefSeq, marked provisional